This is a messenger RNA of Urocitellus parryii (Arctic ground squirrel), 3899 nucleotides long. RefSeq names its product TSPY like 4 (gene Tspyl4). NCBI's taxonomy places the organism in Eukaryota, Metazoa, Chordata, Mammalia, Rodentia, Sciuridae. The record is from RefSeq and is a predicted model, not a curated record. Gene Ontology annotation, biological process: nucleosome assembly. Gene Ontology annotation, cellular component: nucleus.
GCGGCGGAGCGCAGCUUCUGCAGAGGACAAGGAACGCCCUUUUGCAGAUCUGACUUCCACCACAAUGAGCGGCCAGGAGGUGGGCGACAAGCUCUCUCUCGCCGAAACCGCCCCUGCGGACCAGGCCCCAGGAGAUCUGCCCCUAAAUCAGUGCGAGGGGCUCCGCGAGGAAGCCGAGGCGGCACCGGAGAUGGCGGACACAGGUGAGGGCAAUUUGGAGGCCACUGCGGAGGGAGGUGCACCCCGGGAUUCCGUGGACUGUAGCCCCGCACUCUGCGUCCGAGUUGCCGGGAGCCUCAGCCUUGCAGCCACCGGAGGGGGAGUCGAGGAUGCUGUGCCUCCUUCGAAGGGCUCGGAAGCAGCCUCGGUCUCUGUCGGAGCCGASAAGAGCCAGAAAAAUGGCUGUCAGCUUGGAGAGCCGCGUAGCUCUGCGGGGCAGAAGGCUCUGGAAGGCUGUGGCGCAGGGGCCUGGGGGUCUCAGGUGAAACCUGGGGCGAAAGCCAAGGAAGUGACGAUUAAGAAGUGCGCCAUCKCGGCAGCAGCAGAAAAAGAGGGAGUAGCAGAGGCGGUGAUGGAGGAAAAGAAGGUGGUACAGAAGGAAAAAAAGGCAGCUGGUGGAGGGAAAGAAGAGGCCCGGCCUAGGGCCCCGAAAAUCAAUAAUUGCAUGGACUCGCUGGAGGCCAUCGAUCAAGAGCUGUCAAACGUAAAUGCCCAGGCCGACAGGGCCUUCCUCCAGCUGGAGCGCAAAUUUGGCCGAAUGAGAAGGCUCCACAUGCAGCGCAGGAGUUUCAUUAUCCAAAAUAUUCCAGGUUUCUGGGUCACCGCUUUUCGGAACCACCCUCAGCUGUCACCUAUGAUCAGUGGUCAAGACGAAGAUAUAAUGAGGUACAUGAUCAAUUUGGAGGUGGAGGAACUUAAACACCCCAGGGCAGGUUGCAAAUUCAAGUUCAUCUUUCAGAGCAACCCAUACUUCCGAAAUGAGGGGCUAGUCAAGGAGUAUGAGCGCAGAUCCUCCGGCCGAGUGGUGUCUCUUUCCACUCCAAUCCGCUGGCACCGGGGCCAAGACCCCCAGGCCCAUAUCCAUAGGAACCGGGAAGGGAACACCAUCCCGAGUUUCUUCAACUGGUUCUCAGACCACAGCCUUCUAGAAUUUGAUAGAAUUGCUGAGAUUAUCAAAGGGGAACUGUGGUCCAAUCCCCUACAAUACUACCUGAUGGGAGAAGGUCCCCGAAGAGGAAUUCGAGGUCCACCACGACAGCCUGUGGAGAGCCCCAGGUCCUUCAGGUUCCAGUCUGGCUAAUUUCUGCCUUUGAGAAGCUCCUGCACAAGUCUCCUUACCAUCAUCUAUUCUUGGCCAGCAGCAUGCAGCCUUCUGUCUGCUUUUUCAUUGUACUGAAUUAGUUUGUCUUUCAGUUCUAAGGUUUCAACAGUCAAUUUCAAGAUGGCCUCUUACAUACCUAUGCUAUUCUUCUUCUGGCCCUUCAAGCUGUUCUGCAUUGUGUGAACAUAUUCCAAGUGCAUGGCCUUCUACUGCUUCUAUGCUACACUCGUGAUGUUGUAGAUACGUACUGCCUUCUUUGCAUGGCUUGGGUCCUGUCUGUGACUAUGGUCUUCUCCCAGGUCUUUUAGUCAUUCUCUACCACAAGGAAGCUUGACACUUCUUUACAAAUAACUAACUACACUUUAUGCUUGUUGUGCUUCUAAUAUCCAUGUACUAUGUGUUCUUGAGUUUCACCCCUGCAAGAUGAAACUGAAAUCCCAACUCAGCCAUCAACCCAAACUGGACAUUCUGGGCUACCACUUACUGGAUGCCAGCUGCUUUCUGGGCCUUUUCCAUCUAGUCUUCUGGUGGAACAAGCAGGUGGCUCGUGGGUAACUGCUAGACACAAAUGAAGUAGCCCAACAAGAAUGGGCUUUUUGUACUUUUGGUUAUUGUGCAUCGCAGUCGGCUACUGGUGAGUAUGAAGGCCUGUGCUGUAGCCCACCAACACUACUUCCUCCCUGCUGGUGGAGCUCUGCACAGGUCACCACUGCCUCGACAGAACUAUCUAUGGACCUAAGCCCCUAAGCAACACACAGGAACCCCCAUAUCUACUGUGAUUACCCAUAAACCCAAUUACUUGUAAGGCAAGUUGAGUAGUGAUAAUGCAGUGCCCAAAGCAAGGUGGAAUAGUCCCUUUUAGUAGCCUUUCAGGGACCUAGCCAACAAACCACCCUUAAUACAGGUGACUUUGUUUGGCUACCCCUCUUUCCCCCUUCCAUCCUCCUCUGGACAUGAUGGAGUUGCCAGGGUGAGGGCACUAAGAGGUUUUUUCUGGAAUGUAGGUCUUGUUAUGCCUCUCAUUCUUCCCCUAUCUUUUUCUCCUCCUUCCCUCUCUGGAGCAGUUACUGCUAAGAGACAGAAAACAAACUGGCAAAAUAGGUUUUUGGUUGUUUCCAGAAAGAGAUUUGUAAAUUAGACUUCAGAUCUCUGCCCUUAUUUCUUCACCCCACUUUUAGCAAGGUCACAUAGGGACCUGUAGGGUAACUGCUUAUUUGGGCAUUGUGUUCUCUAAUUGUGGUAUCCCCACCCUUUUUCUCUGAUCCUGCCUAAUUCUGUGAAUUUCUUGAGCUUUAAUUUGAGAAGCUGGAAGGAGAGAAAAGGACCUCAGUGAUGUGUUGAAGGCAGACCCUGUACAGGUUGUGUGCYAAGCAACUAGAAUUUGCUUUACUUCACUUUUCUAAAGAUGACAAUUUUGGGGGACUUGGACUGUUUAAGAAAUGAUUUGAAAAUAGCAUUUUGUGAGUCACUCUGCCUCUACUGCUGUGAUAUUCCAUAAGCUCCAUUCUACUGCCUGGUCCUCUGGGUCCUCACUUCUUAGUUUCAGCAUUUCUUUCCCUGCUUUGUCCUUCCAAAUGAGGGAGUAGGCUGCAGUCCUCAUUGUGGGAAUAAAGUGGAGUCUGCGUUUCCAGGACAAGUUCCAGCACAGUGAUGUUGUAGGGCUGUCUCAGUUGUGGGGGUAUAUGGUGCUGGUGAAGACCAUUGGCCUUCACCCUUUUCCUUUGUUUUGAAGUCCUUUCCCUGAGCUCCUGAGGGCUAAGGAGGUCUGACACAAUCAGUGGAGAGGGUGAUCUAGGCUGGGAAACUAACUAAAGGCCCAGAAGCAGAAAUAAGCCUGAUGUAUUGUGAGUUUCUCAAGGCCCACAGUAAAGAUCCCUGCAGGAUCAGGGGUGGAAGGCGAGGCCUGAGGCAGUUCGUAGGGUAGAGGUGAGAGAAUCAAAGCAUUUGGGGCUUAAUUAGGAUGCUUGGAGAAGGGUUUUCCUCCAGUUUUUCCUAAUUCCUUAAAUUCACCAAUAGAUUUUUGUAAACAAAAAUACAAGUCUGGGUGUUUUCUCUCUAUUAUUUUAGGAGUAACCUUUAUAUAUGUGGGAGAUUAAUGGUAUAUGUUCCUUAUCUCACUGUGUUUGAAUAACAUCCUAUUAAUUCCUUUCUCCAUUUCAGCCUAUUGGCAAAAUUGAUGUUUACAGGCCUGCUUUUUUGCUUGUAAUUGAGGACAUGUGCAAAAAUAUCAAAAUUUGUGUCCUGUGCAGUAUGAAGACGUCUGUGAAUAUUCAUUAAUAGAUUAGCUUGUUAUGGUCUCUCUUCUAUAUAGUUCUAUUCUUAGACAUAUAAUUUGAAUAAUGUGAUCUUUGAAGAAUCUGAAGAUUUUGAAGAUUGUUGCUGUCUUGUGAAAGUAAUCUCAAAAAGUAUAACUGUUGUCUUACUUGAUAUUUCUUGCCCUAGUAAUAAUGUACUUGACCUUAUGUUCCUAACCAGUAUAACUACUAACAGAACUGCUGUCAAACUAAAUAAGGAUUAUUAGUACUUUUGUCUUCUCUGUGCUUGAAAGAAAAGUAAAAUGUCACUGUUAUAUUUCUUG